ACAAGCAAAAGUUUUCCUGAAGAGUCUACAUGGACGCGAAGGAGCAGCUCGUGUGACCCGACGGAGAGACUGACGGGAGGCUCUCUUCGCACGGACAAAGAAUGAUAACACAGGCGGCAUUUUGUCUGCUUUUUUCCGUGCGUGUGUGAGUGUGUGAGGGGACACGACACGCUGAAGUGUGGGAAAGUUUUGAGGCAGGGCUAUGGCGCGGAGCGGAGACGCCGCCGGGAUGUCCGAAGCUCCCAAAGUCCAGAGGAAGAAGAAGAAGAAGAGCAAGGAGAACAAAACCAGGACUGUCCACACCAACUUACUGUACGACCUCUCCAAGGGGGAAGAAAACCCCAACAGACACUAUGCAAACAACAUGAUAAAGACCACCAAGUACACGGUGCUCUCCUUCCUGCCAAAGAACCUCUUCGAGCAGUUCCAUAGGUUCGCCAAUGUUUACUUUGUCUUCAUCGCUUUGCUGAAUUUCGUCCCGGUUGUCAACGCGUUCCAGCCCGAGCUGGCCCUGGCCCCCGUGGUGUUCAUCCUGUCAGUCACUGCCAUCAAAGACCUGUGGGAGGACUACAGGAGACACAGGUCGGAUAAAGAGAUCAACCACAUGGACUGUCUGGUCUUCAGCAGAGCGGAGAGACGCUAUUUAGAGAAAUACUGGAAGGAGGUGCGGGUGGGAGACUUCAUCAGGCUGCGAUGCAACGAAAUCCUCCCCGCCGACGUUCUGCUGCUGAGCUCCAGCGACCCUGACCGCCUGUGCCACAUCGAGACCGCCACACUGGACGGAGAGACCAACCUCAAGCAGAGGCAGGUCGUCCGCAGCUUCUUUGACCUGGAUUGUGAUUUUGACCCUUUAAAAUACAACAGCAUAAUUGAAUGUGAGAAACCCAACAAUGACCUGAACAGAUUUCGAGGAUACAUAAUCCAUCGAAGCGGCAGAAGAGAUGCACUUUAUAAAGAAAACCUGCUGCUGCGAGGCUGCACCAUCCGCAACACAGAGGAGGCCGUGGGAAUAGUCAUUUAUGCAGGUCAUGAGACCAAAGCCAUGCUGAACAACAACGGCCCGCGCUACAAACGCAGCAAACUGGAGAGACAGAUGAAUGUAGAUGUGUUCUGGUGUGUCAUCAUCCUUCUGGUCAUGUGCCUGUUUGCUGCUGUGGGUCACGGGCUGUGGAUGUUUCAGUACGGAGAUAAGAGACCUGUGUUUGACGUUCUCAGUCCAGAGGGGACAGACUUAUCACCAAUCAUGUCAUCCAUUUAUCUCUUCCUCACUUUGAUCAUCGUCUUUCAGGUGCUGAUACCCAUCUCCCUCUUUGUGUCGAUUGAGAUUGUCAAGAUCUGCCAAGUGUACUUCAUCCAUCAGGACAUGGAUCUGUACGACGAGGAGACAGACUCUCACCUGCAGUGCAGAGCUCUUAAUAUCACUGAGGAUCUCGGCCAGAUGCAAUACAUCUUCUCUGACAAGACAGGCACGCUGACGGAGAACAAGAUGGUGUUUCGCCGCUGCACUGUGGCAGGGGUGGAGUACUCCCAUGAUGCCAAUGCUAGAAGACUUGCUAAGUACCAGGAGAUGGAUUCUGAAGAAGAGGAGUGCACAUCUCACGGAGGCACCCUGCCCAGGCGGGACAGCGUAACCAGCCACCACAGCGCCCCGGUGGUGCUGCGAUCCCAGAGCACCAAGUCCCAUCGCAGGACGGGCAGCAGAGCGGAGGCCAAGCGAGCCAGCAUCCUGUCCAAGCACACGGCCUUCAGCAGCCCCAUGGAGAAAGAUAUCACCCCCGACCCCCAGCUCCUGGACAAGGUCAAUGAAUGCAGCAGUCAGUUGGACUUCAUGCGCUUUCACAGUCAGCCAAUGUCCCAGCUGCCCUCUGACCUCUCAGAUAUCAUUGAUUUCUUUAUCGCUCUCACCAUCUGCAACACGGUGGUGGUGUCCUCCCCCAACCAGCCCAGGCAGAAGGUGCGCGUGAGGUUUGAGCUGAAGUCCCCGGUCAAGACCAUUGAGGACUUUAUCAAACGUUUCACUCCCAGCCGCUUGACGUCAGGCUCCAACAACAGCAGCUCCUCCAGCCUCAUCACAAACCGCUCCUCCAAUAAGGGCUGCUCCAGCAUUCUGUCCUCCCCCUCUGCGGAGAGCACGCUCACCAAGCUGGAUGAGGAGCACGCUCGCGGAGGCCUGGACCACACCUUCAGCCCCGCCCCGCCAUCUUAUGACGGUAAGGUGUUGGGCCAGGAGGAAGGUGAGCUGCGCUACGAGGCGGAGUCGCCCGACGAGGCCGCGCUUGUCUACGCAGCCAGGGCUUACAAAUGCUCCCUCGUUGGACGCCUCCCCGACCAGGUGACCGUGGAACUGCCGCACCUGGGGAAGCUGAGCUUUGAGCUCCUGCACACGCUGGGCUUCGACUCCACCAGGAAGCGCAUGUCUGUUGUGGUGAGACAUCCUCUGACGGAUCAGAUCACUGUGUACACUAAAGGAGCAGACUCUGUCAUCAUGGACCUCAUCAAACCCCCCAGCACAGGUAACACCAAAGGGAAACGGCAGAAAAAGAUCGUCUACAAGACCCAGAACUACCUAAACCUUUAUGCUGCAGAUGGCCUGCGCACACUGUGCAUUGCGAAAAAGAUCCUGAGCAAGGACGAGUAUGCCUGCUGGCUGCAGCGUCACCUGGAGGCUGAGACGGCCAUUCAGGGAAGAGAGGAGCUGCUCUUUGAGUCGGCCCUGCGCCUAGAGACCAACCUCCAUCUCCUAGGGGCGACAGGAAUUGAGGACCGUCUGCAGGAUGGCGUGCCUGAAACUAUAGCUUCUCUGAGGAAGGCUGGCCUGCAGAUAUGGGUGCUGACAGGCGACAAACAGGAAACGGCUGUAAAUAUAGCCUACGCCUGCAAGCUGCUGGACCCCGAGGAGGAGAUCCUGACACUGAAUGCUGAUUCUCAGGAGGGAUGUGCGUUGUUGCUGGACGAGAGUUUACACUACAUCCAGACCAAAUUCCUCUGCAGUGCUUCAGACCACGCUGCCAAGGCCUUCCAAGCUAACUUUGCACCCUUUGAGAUCUAUCCUUCUUCAUCUACGUCGUCCUCCUCAUCGUCCCACACCAUGCCUGUCAUGGUGCACCGGUUGGGUCUGGUUAUUGAUGGGCGGACCUUGGCCUAUGCCCUGGAUAAGAGUUUGGAGGAUAAGUUUCUGGCUGUAGCAAGGAGCUGCCGCUCAGUUCUCUGCUGCCGCUCCACACCGCUGCAGAAGAGCAUGGUGGUCAAACUGGUGCGGAACAAGCUGAAGGUCAUGACCCUGGCCAUAGGUGACGGGGCCAAUGAUGUCAGCAUGAUCCAGGUGGCGGACGUGGGCGUGGGGAUCUCGGGACAGGAGGGCAUGCAGGCAGUGAUGGCGAGCGACUUUGCUCUUCCACGUUUCCGGUAUCUCCAGAAGCUUCUGCUGGUCCAUGGGCACUGGUGCUACUCCCGGCUGGCCAACAUGAUUCUUUAUUUCUUCUACAAAAAUGCAAUGUUUGUAGCGCUUAUCUUCUGGUAUCAGUUCUACUGUGGAUUCUCGGGAUCAUCCAUGAUUGAUCAGUGGUAUAUCAUCUUCUUCAACCUUAUGUUCUCUGCCUUUCCACAACUCGUCACUGGCACUCUGAACAAAGACGUGUCAGCAGCGACUCUCCAACAACUACCUCAGCUCUACGCGACCGGCCAGAACUCUGAGGAAUAUAAGCCAUAUAUGUUCUGGAUGAACAUGAUUGACGCCUUCUACCAAAGUCUGGUCUGCUUCUUCAUUCCUUACUUUGCCUACUCUGACUCUGAUGUGGAUCUGUUUACAUGGGGAACUCCCAUCACUACCCUCGCCUUAAUCACCAUUCUGCUGCACUUGGGCAUUGAGACCAAAACAUGGACCUGGAUGAACUGGCUGUCGAUCGGCUUCAGUGUUGCCUUAUUCUUCACUGUGGCUCUGUGCUACAACGCCUCCUGUCCCACCUGCUACUCCCCCUCUAACCCAUACUGGACCAUGCAGAGGCUGCUGCAGGACCCUCUCUUCUACCUGCUCUGUGUCAUCACACCUGUAGCAGCGCUGCUGCCCAGAUAUUUCUACAGGGCGUGUCAAGGCACGCUGUUUCCCAGCCAGGUUCAAGUUGGAAGGCAGUUGGAUAAACUCCCCGCUGAAACCCGCAGGAACAUCCUCAGCCUGAGCAGGGUCAAUGUGAGGUCACCGCUCGGCCCCAAGCCUCCCUUCCUGUCCCUCACCAAGCCCUCCCCUGAAGGUUGCAAUAAAAAAGACCAGAGGAGCUUCUCAAGAACCAAAAUAGCACAGGCCAAAGAGGGGCCUGUGUUACAAGCAGAUGAAGAAAAGGGCCAGAGGAGCCCACUGGGGCCCACAGACUUUGAGAAGGGCCUCUCAAAUAUCUACACAUUAGUUCCUACUGGGAUAGACUCUCCUCCUUACACCAAAGAAGCUCCUCCACUCUCGGAGGAGCAGCAGCCUACUUCCACCAAAGACUCAGAGUGUCUCUAUAAGACUUUAGAGCCUUCAAAGCAGAGUCUCUCCAGCUGGAUCACCUCCACGCCUCUGCUCACACAAACAGCCAGUGUUCAGCUGACUCUGCCCCCUGACGGAGACUCGCAGUGCGUGAAAUACACAAGGAACUCAGAGGAAAGGCUCCAGCCUGACCACACCAUUCAUCCAGCACACAGGACAGGGCAGAUGGCAGAGCAGUCGCUGCACGUCAGCUUGUGAUUGUCUGAUGGUCUUAAGUAUGUUAUCUCAAACUCCAAUUUGCACGAUUAGUUUUUUUUAAUCUAUUUUUAUUGUAUUUUUCAAGGAGAAUCUUUUAUAAAAGAUAGUAAUAGGUACUUUAUAUUGUGGAUGUUUAAAGCCAAAGAUAUUUCUGAGCUUUGGGAGAUUGAAGAACUGGAAUAUCUCCCAUUUUUGUUUUCUUUUAUCUUGGGAACAUUUUAUUUCACAAAGAUGCACCUCAGUACAGGUCUUAAAGUAGAGGAAGACAAGUGGCGUACAGACAUUCCACCAUUGGGUAUUUGGGAGUUUGUUUUCUCUCCGAUAUGGUACCCUGUUCGUUCUUUCAGCUUGGCCUGUAAAACGUAACAAGACCUGGACCAGAUGCCACUGUGGCCUUAUAUCAGUGUUGUAAUUCCAGAAGACAGAUAUUUUAUACAUCUCCACAGAAACACUUUGGCUUUCUUGUGCUAGAAUUUCCCUGAAAGUAAGAGUUUUAUUUUUUACAUACGUUAACAAAUAGUGGCAUUAGUUCAGUGCGCAUUUGUUGCUGGAUUUUUUUUUUGUGCUAAGAUUAGGAUGCUGAAAAGUGUGUUCAUAUUUUUUGUCUAACAGUACAUUCCACUGAAAAAUGAUGAGAGAUGUAGGCUUUAAAUUUAAUCCCAUUCAGAGGGUAUACCGAGAAAUAAUCAUUUCAGCAAAACUCUACCAGAAAUGAUGCUUCUGUGUGUGUGUGUGUGUGUGUGUGUGUGUGUGUGUGUGUGUGUCCAUUGACUCAUUGAAUCUGUUUCAACAGUUUCAGCCAGUUUCAUUUAGUAGUUUUGACAUUUCAGGAAAUAUGUGUAUUUGUUUUCUUAUCAAGAGUUAGAUGGCAAGAUUGAUGCCACUUUUUUUUAUCUGUCCAUUAGCUCGGCUAGCUGUUUAACCGAGUUACAUCUUUAAUGCCAAGCUAAGCUAACCAGCUAACCCGUACCAAGCAAUUAACCUGUAUCCAGCGGACAGUUAGCUUAGCAUAAAGCCCGGAAAACAGAGGUAAACUGCAAAAAACUGCAGUCUUUUUUCACUGUUUAUAUGGACCAAGCAAGCAAAAUACAGUGUCAUUCAGUCAGCUGUUUCCAGUCCAGCCAUGUUAAGCUACCUAUAUCCAGUCUGUACCUUCAUAUUUGACUCAAAGGAAUUGAGUGGUAUCAAUCUUAUCUAAUUCUCAAUCAGAUUGAAAUUUAGCAAAUUUCACAUGUCAUACUCGUACAGAAGGUUGCACUGUACAACAAACUGCAAUCACACAUUUCAUAAAACACGUUGACUUGAAGGUCCCUCUUUAAACAGUUUAUUUCAUGCAUUUUUUUUUCCUGCUAGUGUUCAGCUUUUUAAAACCAAAACCCCGGUGGUGAAAAGAGGUUUUAACCAAACAUAAAGGAUGCCGCUCUCAGAUUUAAAUUUGCACAUUUUGCAUAAUUUGAGAAGUACCAAUGAGUGUUGUCGGUGCUAUUGACGUGUGCAGUGCUCAGAUACAGUAUGGAAAGGAUGGCAAGUUUUAUUCACUUGCAAACAUCAGUUGUCUCCCUCAAGAACACUAGUCUGGAAAUUUGGGAAGACGCUAGAUUUAGUUUGAUAGUUUCGCCUUAAAAGCAGCAGCACCUUUAAUAUGUUAUGAUUGUUGUAUCCAAUUGCAGUACAUUUUUGUAUAGAGUAUCAUUUACCAAAGAUCAUUUAUAUUUCCGUAUUUUCUAAGCAAUAGUACAUGCAUUUACACUGGAUAAGAAAUUACAAAUCUAAGACUUAGCUCAUAAUGCUGAAGUUCUAUUUGUUGAAAUACGACAGUGCAUCUUUAUUCAAUGAGGAGCAUUUAGUGUUUGUGUAGAGGAUAUUCAUGAUGCUCCAUGCUAUGUUGCUUCUCUCCUCCUGUUUGUUAUUUUUGCACACGUUGCUUUCUCCUGGCAUGUUGCUCAGAUUCUGACUCCGCAGUCUGUCCACUUUGUUUUAUAGGUUCUGUCUGUUCUGUUCUGUGCUUGUGGUGUCGCACUUGUUGUUACAAUUAUGCCAGAAUGAAGCUGAAGCUCAUUCACUGCUGCGUACCCACUUUCACAAAUUCCUCACAGGAACCUUGGAUCUCGGCGCACAUGGCCUUAAACAUGCAGAAUCUGAACUCAGUUUGUUUUACUUUGGUAUUUUGGUUACGAGACAGGCCUAUGUUUCACAUAAAGAGAGGACUGAUCUGCUGUUGAUGCUUAAGUUCAUCGCUCUGAAUAUCUAAUAGCUUUAAGAUCACUUUAAUUGAAUAGGAUGCCCACAGCAGCAACAUACACUCAUCACCUCACAUACCAACUUGGAAAAAGUACAAUUACAUAUUUUUUUUCUUAAGGUUAAACAAGUUUUUCUUCUACGUCUUUGUUCUGCAAGUAAUUGCAAAUUACUUGUAUCUUGGCUACUUGUGAACAAAAUAAAAAUGAUAAUAAAGUCUU
Limanda limanda (common dab) is the source of this 7179-nucleotide messenger RNA. RefSeq names its product ATPase phospholipid transporting 10A (gene atp10a). Gene Ontology annotation, cellular component: plasma membrane. The record is from RefSeq and is a predicted model, not a curated record. The transcript is spliced from 21 exons. Gene Ontology annotation, biological process: phospholipid translocation. NCBI's taxonomy places the organism in Eukaryota, Metazoa, Chordata, Actinopteri, Pleuronectiformes, Pleuronectidae. The coding region runs from base 203 to 4720 and encodes 1505 amino acids. Gene Ontology annotation, molecular function: ATPase-coupled intramembrane lipid carrier activity; ATP hydrolysis activity; ATP binding.